UGAAAGUGUAGACUUUCUCAUUCGGCUAUUUUUUAGCCUAUCAAUUUUUUCUUGCUGUUUUCAUGAGCUUAUGCUCUUUGUUGUUCAUUGUUGCUGCUGUUUUUUUUUUCUAACACUUAUAACCAAUCUUCUUUGAAAGCCAAACUUCAGCAAAUUGUCAAAAUUUCAAAGAAGAUUAUUGUGUGGAAGAUUGCUGAAGUUUAAAUUCCAAAACUUGAAAGUGUCCAACUAUGGUAGAAUGACAUGUUUUUCAAUUCUACCUACUUUGAAAGCCAUGUUGAAAGCUCCAGUCAACUACGAACAAACUACUCCAUUAUAUAAACCAUAUUCCUUUACCCUAAACCUUGCAUCCCUACUUGAGCCAUUAAAGCAUGAUGGCAUUGGCAAGCAAAUUGCUGGUUUUCGUGGCGUUUUCUUUAGCCGUUCACAAAACCGUUGCGUUGAAGCAGAAGGCGACGCGGAUCCAAUUUUACAUGCAUGACAUCGUGGGAGGACCCCAGCCAACCGCGGUUCGUGUCGCCGGACGCUCCAACUUCACAGGUCAAGACUCGAUUGCGGCCAUGUUUGGGUCCAUUUCUGUGAUGGAUAACCCACUGACGGCCACCCCGAGCAUGAACUCGACAUUAGUUGGUCGUGCUCAAGGGAUUUACGCAAUGUCGUCGCAAGAAAAAGAGCUCAGUCUUCUCAUGACCCUUACUUAUGCUUUCACUACCGGGCCUUACAGCGGUAGCACUUUCAGCGUUGUGGGUCGGAACCCGGUGAUGAAAGAAGUGAGAGAAAUGCCGGUCGUAGGAGGCACCGGAAAGUUCAGGCUGGCUCGUGGGUAUUGCCUUGCUAGGACCUACUCGAUGACACAAAUGGAAGCGGUCAUUGGAUACAAUGUUACUUUACUACACUAUUAGUAUUAGCCGUAUUGAUUCUAAUUUCAUUCUGCUAUAGAUUUUCAUACACUCGUUGUGAUGGUGCUUUUUUUUAUUCGGAUCUCCUUUUAUGAGAGAUGGAUGCUCAAUAAUAAUCUAUCUUUAACUCAUCAA
Gossypium raimondii (Peruvian cotton) is the source of this 1034-nucleotide messenger RNA. RefSeq names its product dirigent protein 22. The coding region runs from base 372 to 902 and encodes 176 amino acids. The transcript has a single exon. The record is from RefSeq and is a predicted model, not a curated record. Lineage: Eukaryota; Viridiplantae; Streptophyta; Magnoliopsida; Malvales; Malvaceae.